Molecule: messenger RNA, 10706 nt
Organism: Lagopus muta (rock ptarmigan)
Lineage: Eukaryota; Metazoa; Chordata; Aves; Galliformes; Phasianidae
Gene: RD3
Product: RD3 regulator of GUCY2D
Exons: 3
Coding region: 403-996 (197 amino acids)
Source: RefSeq, a predicted model, not a curated record
AGUGGGAACGGCGUGCCUCGCGCCGGCUUUCUUCCUCGGUUCUUCGAAGCGCGGGCUCGGCUGCGCGGUAGAAAGUUGCGAGGAGCCGCAGGGGCUUUCGAACAGCCGAGAGGCGCCUGCCGGGCGGCACGCGGCCCCGGAGCAGCGCUGCGAGCGCAGCCGCCGGCCGUCGUCACGCGGCUAAUCCGCUCCCGGUGUAAGUCCGCCGUCCUGGGGCGGAGGGCCCCGCUACGUGCCGCACCGUACUCUGGGCUCCGCCGUGGAUCCGUCCGUCCGUCCGAACGAGCCGCGGAGCCGGAGGUGAGCGGGGCCGGGACUUCCCGUCAGCCGACGCAGACCUGUGCUGCUGGUGACUUCUGGAGAAAGGCUGAAGUUCUCAGACUUGAAGACACGCAGGGCACUAUGUCACUGGCAUCCUGGUUCAGGUGGAAUGAGCCCCCAAAUCGGAUUUCCCAGAGGAACCCCACAGAGAUGGUGGUUGAGACGCUAAUGAUGGAGCUGAGCUGGCAGAUCAAGCAGGCAGAGAAGCAGCAGCGGGAGCGGGAGAAUGAGUAUCGCAAGAUCAAGACUGGGGUGGACUACGGCUGGCUGGUCAGCUACUCAAAGCAGAGCUAUGAUAUCAGCCCAGGAGAAAGGCUGCAGCUGGAGGAUAUGUGUACCAAAAUACAUCCCUCCUACUGUGGGCCUGUCAUACUCAGAUUCCGGCAACUCGUCGCUGAAUACGAACCAGAAGUGCAGGAAGUAUCUCGACUCUUCCGCUCUGUUCUGCAGGAAGCUGUUGAGAAGAUCAAAGAGGAGGAAGACGCCAAGAAGCUCGCCAAGCAAUGGAACACAAAGAACAAAACCAGCCUCUCCUUAACAACGUUUAAGUCCCGGUCCAAGAUUUCCCCAUUCAUCAGUGACAUCAAGACCAUCUCUGAGGAUGUAGAGCGGGGCACCCAGCCCACCAGGAGGGUUUGGAGCAUGCCAGAAUUCCGGAAUGCCAAGGAUUACUGACUCUGUACUGAACAAGGUUUUUAAACAGUGAUCUCUCCAAAUCCCAGUUAACCCUUUUUUUUAGCUCUACCAUUUCUUCUUCGUUCCAGCUUUCUCUUACUGUCUGCCUCUCUCAGAAGCUGUGUCCAUAGUAACUGCUGCUGAUGCCUACGAUAUGUGACAAUUUAUUACCACACAUGCUAGCUUUUCCUUUAAUUUAGAAGUAAUCAGCAACUUUAAGGGCAAGGCUCACUUACUAUCCUAUUUUUUAUUACCUUUUUUUUUUUUCUUUCCUGGUGGAAAAUGAAUUAAUUUUGUGAUCUCUCUCUUCUUCUCCCUUUUCCCUCAGCCUGGAUGAAGUUACCUUCUAAAGCUAUUGGCCCAAGCUAGUGAGAGCUGCUGCCUGAAUGCAAGAAGUUCCAUUUGCAUGAGAAAGGCUUUCAGGAUCAGGCCUGUGAGUUAGGGCUAGUCAGAACUGAACUUCUUUUUUCAACUAACAACCUUCCUCAGUGCUGCAGGAGAUGCAGGUAAACCCAGCGCUGCUCUUGAGUAGCAAUCCAGCACAAGCAAAGCAGACUCAAACUUUCUGAGGUGGAAGACUAACAUAAUUCCACAGCAUGCUCAGGUUUCUUGGGUAUUUUCUCUCUUAUGCAGGCAGAACCCCUGAACCUUGUGCUUGCAGAGCAGAUAGAAAUGUAACACUGUUGUGGGUGGAUACAUCAGUUCUGUGUCAAAAGCUCUUCUUGGUCCUGUGUUCUGUGUUACUGAGGUAAGUGCUACAUCCUGUAUCCCAGUAAUAAUUCACUGGGCUGAAAUUAACGUUUAUGACUAAGUCUGAAAGAGUACUGAAGAACAGUAUCAGUGAAGGGUGAAGGGAAUCAGCAUUCAUCUACAGCACUAUGUACAGCUCAGAAUUGAGUCUGUUUCAAUAAGCUGCUGUUGUGAAUGGCUGAAGCGCUCUGGUAGAUGAAGGUCCAUUCCCUCACUCUUCUCUCACGAGUGCUCAGAGGAGAGCUUUCCAGUAUUGCAGGAUGCUGGCCAGUGAGUCGACACUGUUACAGAAGAAUCUUUAAUGAAAACUGAAUUGCCUCUAGGCCAGCAUGGUUCUGCUGAGACCUUGAGUAAACAAGAAAACACCAGUGAGGAAAAGCAUCCACAGGGAAACCUCUCAUCAGGAAAAGAAAGAGAACAUCAUGCUGUAAAAAUCAUGGUUCCUGUAGAGAGAAGCCAAGGACUAGGAAAAAUUCUGGGAUCUCCCCCUAUGACUGGCUUUUGGGAAUCAUCUCCACUGUGAUACAGCCUCCUGGAGAACGCUGCAUAGCUUUGUUGUUCUUUUGCCUGUUUCCAACUCUUUUCCCCAGGGAUUUUUGCAACAGCAUGUGAGUACUACAGCCAAAACAAAAUCCUUUGAAGCUAUGCCAACCCUGGGAACAAUUCCAGCACAUGAAAUUUAUCCUAGAGUAGAAAUGUGCAGUUUCUUCCAGAGCUGGGGGAUCACAGCAUAAAAACAAAGAUCGAGAUCAAACCCUUAACAGUUCUCUAAGACUGUGGAAUUGUGGCUCUUUCUCACUUUGCUCUGGGCUAGCUAAGACUAAACACAAGGCUGUAGCAUCUAGCCCCUUUGUAAACACUGCUGCAGAAGAACACUUUUAAUUAAAAAAAAAAUAUCUCAGGGCUUCCAAAUACACCACUCAGUUUAGGACUGGCUACUUCAGCUCCAGGUCAACAGGGGAGAGGUUCAAGCCUUCUGACAAUCAACUUGGUGUUUUUUGGCUCUGUGUCCUUGUGAAGUGGUGUGACUGUGUGUAUGCAGUACAAUAAAAGCUUGACAUACUUAGCAUAGGCUUAAGGAUCUAGAAGUUUUGUGAUCCUAGCAAGAUGCUACCAUCUAAAAAAACCACUGUUUUGAAAAAAGUUAACCAUUUCUUAAAUAUAUUUGCAAGCCACUAUAUAUGCUGGACUGACAGCUGAAAUGGUCAUGAAUUUCAUGCUACAAUGCUGUAAUCAAUUUCUUGUACUCAAGUUUUAUUUUAAUGCCCUCGGUACUGACUGUUUUGAUGCAAUAUUUGAUAGUCUGCAGGGAGAGAAGGGACAGUUUGACAUAAAAACUCUUUGCUACAGUACAGUGUCAGCAAUGUGCUUACUCUAUCCAAAGGAGAAUCUGGAGCAACUAACUUCCCUGCACCAAUAUACAAAGCCAAUGAAAUUACCUGAAGAGUGUUUGCAAUAUCAUCACAGCAUGCUGUGAUCAUACUGUAUCCUUCAUUAAUAACCUCCAGCUAGCAGAUACCGUUCUUGUUUUGCAGUCAGCAGAGGGAGACAAAUCUGACCUUUGGUCAAAGCCAUAUACAGAUGAGGGCCAGGCUGUGAUGGCACCUGUGACAGCUGUCAAGCUUCACUUUACCUGCCAUCUCUAAUUCCACAAUAAAAUGUAAUCCAAACUUUCAGAUAGUACCACUUUCUCCCUGUACCUCUUCUGCAAGUUACACUGGGCUCACAGAACCAUCUGAUGAAGAAGAGGAUAUUCAGGUACCAAUCUGGCCAUCCAGUACUCUGGAAGGUGUAAAACAAGCACUAUGCUUGCCUGUAGCCAGCUGACUGCAACUUUUUGCACAGUGUAUGCACCAGCAGGUAGUGAAGCAGAGCUGGGGAGGUGCUUAGGAUAUUCAGUUGUUGCACUAUGCUUGUAACACUUGUUUUUCUUAGGAACUGUAGACUGAACUAAAUCAUUCUUUGGUCACUGCAUGCAGCAACAAGUAACUACUCAUUUUUGCUUUAUUCUAAUUCCAUGUUUUGAGUGACUGAAUUAGAAUUUCAGAUUAAAUCAGGAGUCUGCAACUCCUGGUUGUCCCCUACCUACUGAGCUAUGGUUCACAUACCUGAGCAGGGGCAAACUAGAUUGCUUUUGGAUUAAGCUAACCUAAAUGAUCUGUUGCAGAUGACUCUCAGGUUUGCAUACCUUGAAACAGGACUAAGAAAAUCUCCUAACACUUGUACAGUGUGAACAUUAACCCCUUACUGACAAGUGUACCACUCUACAGCUCUGCUUCUCCUGGACUGCAUUGCCUACUAGUGUAGAAAAGCAUUCCUACACAACUUAGAUGAGACUGUACUGUCUUAGCCACUCUAGAGAGAGUCCAGUGAUUUAAUUCCUAAAGAAAAAUGAGAAGUGAAAUAGCAGCACAAUGCCAGUAACAAACAACUAAGUAAACUGAACAAGAAUAAUUCCAAAUCCUCAUUCUUUCAAAACUGAACAAAGACUUUGGUGUCAGCCUAGAGCAUCACUGUUGCCCAAUCAGUGGUAGUGUUACACUGUCCAAAGGACAUUGUUACACCCAGAAAAAAGCAAUCAGAGACUUUUAUCACACAUGCCAACACAUAAUGGCAACACCACUACAGCAGCUCAGGUGCACGGCUCAGCUUCAAGAGGCUGAAACACUUUUCAGAGCUGCUACUCAUCUAAGGGAGAAAAUGCAGCUCUGCUCCUACAGCCUAGACUGGCCCACAGGCUGUGGUGGCCAGCAAAAAUGUGCAGGAGGAAACUCUUCAGCUCUAUCAGCAUAUAGCUCAGACAGCUGUCACACCUUGCAGAACUGGAGUAUGCUUCACAGGAAAUACCUGUCUACUGAGAUUGCACUGUUUAUGUAUUUCAUCAUGGAACCUUAGAAAAUUAAAGCAAAGCUAUGAACUAUAAAACAAAUUUUUGUAAUUGUUGUCAUUAAUUAAAGAAGCAAUCUGUCCACAUCUAGCCAAACACAAGCCGUUCUAGUUCUCCACUGCACACUGUGCACGCAUCAAAGGAGGAAGGCAAGAAUGACAGACACCAAGGCUAAACAAAAAACAUCCUCUCUCUACAAGGUGCAAAAGCAGCCACUUGCUACCUCUAGCCUUGCUACCUCUUCAAACAGAUCCCAAGAUGUAAGGUGAGAAGUAGCUAGGAUUAAACAACUGCAGAAUUCUGAAGUUCUCUGAAGCUAAGUGCUUUACAGAUACAACCUUGACUUUAAAUCUUCAUCAGUGUGCUUCCAAGCACGUCUUACAUUGAUCAGUAUUACCACAAAAUGAGGAAAACAACAUAAUGAAUGUUUUGUCACCAGAUACUUGUGAGUCAAGUCACUCCUAUCAAUCCUAGAUACUGGAACCCUUUUAAUAUUAGCAUGCAGCCCCAGAUGGCUCAGGGCUCCCUGCACUAAACAUUCACAUGAAAAGCACACAAGAGUUAAACAAGAGGAAGCUUUUUUUUUCCCCAACACAAAGUCUCAUUGAAGUGUGGACUGCAUUGCUCAGUAAAUUGCAGAGAUCAGACAGAAGAGUGUUUCCAAAAGGGAGCUCCAGGAAUAAACUGAAGUAAGUGGUCGAGACACAGACUACAGCAGAAGGCUUAAGCCAUUCCUUCCCAGAAGCUGUGCAAAGAAACACACUAGGGGACAAACAUGUCUCUGUCUUGUUGCUUACACUUUUUCCCCAGAACGCUUCUACAGGCCAUUCCAGUAUUCCUGUGUUAACUUCACCGCUCAGACGGGAGGACAAGCUACGUGGUGCAUGCUAAUUUUGCUAAAAAAUCAUUCUGGGAAGCACAGGACUGUGCGAGUCAGCACCUUUUUUUGUUGUGCCCUGCAACAGAGAAAGAACUCUAAGCUUCAGUGAGUUCCACCCACCUGUGCCAGGCACAGACACAACAGUCUGGGAGCCUGCCUCUAGCUGGUACUGCUGUCCUCUCUGCAUAAGGGGCCUCUUGUUCCCUCUGUAUGAUCAGGCAAGCUGUGUUUCAAGCCGGCUCACAUCAGGAAGACACAGUACUGACCCCAAGAGGUGGGCUGCAGGGCCAAGUCUCCCAUGAUUGGCGUGUGGUCUUCUGUGCAGUUGCUGUGUAAAGAUACUCUCAAUCUUUGUAGGAAGAGAUCUCAAUAAACAUGACAGAUAGGCAAAGAGAAAACCUACAAGAACAGUGAAAUAUGUGGUGGUUCAUGAACAUCUGUGUGUAGCAUACUUCAUAAAAUUCCUGGAGUCCUGACUGGAUAAGCAGAUUACAGCUUGUCAGCUGUUAUGCUUACAAUUACACAUUGCCUCCACCAAGUAAAUCUAACCUUCCCCAUUGGAUGAUACAGCAGGAGAAAGAGAAAUGCAUUUUCUAAAUGCCAGUAUCCACUCAGAAUGUAAGUAUUGUUAUUACUAUUUAGUAAUUAUAAUGCUAUAUUCUCAGAGGCUUCUGAUGAGUCAGAGUCCAUGUACAGUACCUCUUCCAGUCUUAUCAUCAGCAGUAUCAGAUUGCCUAAAGCAGCGGAACACGUGUAGUUUAGUCUGAAGACAGGUUAAGUAACAGAUGUAGAACAAAACAGUGCCAGAGAAAUACCCCUCUUUCCUUUUUGGUGUUAUUCUGACACUGGAAGCCUAAAAUUAUUUAGCAGGUGAAGAAUACAGUGUUGUAUCUACAGAACUCAGCAGUUCCUGUAAGGAUGGUGCAAGAGCACCCAAUCCUUCCAGGUUCCUCCUGGCUCUCAGCAACUCACUCCCAUGGUAUACAGCUACUCAGAAGUUCCAACCUUUCUCCUGCCUUCUGUAUAGGAGAAGAAGCAGGACAGACUGUGGUAUGUUCAAAGCACAGCCAAGAGGAGGAAAUGGAGAAAGACUGGAUUACAUUCAUAGGACAGCAGUAACAAACAUGCACCAUAAGCAAUCCAUCUCUCCAAGCUAAUUAGAGGGUUCAGAAUUAUUGGGAAGCCAAAGUCCGAAAGUGAAAAACAAAGAAAACCCUGUAUGAGGCAGUGCAGAUGGACAGCAAUGCCACCUGCUGGCACAUUCUAAGCAGUGAUUAACAGGAAAAGUGCAGGAACUUUCUAACCCUGCCUUUCCCAACAAAUACCGCUUCCUCACACUUAUGCUGCCUUUCUUUCAUAUCACCGAAAUGCAGAGAACAGCACAUGAACAAAACACAAAUACAACUACGUGAACACCUGAAUGGAAAACAGCACCAGCAGUUGGCAUGCUGGUACCAGUUGUCUUCUUAAUGCUCUGUACCUCUGCCACCGACAUACAUUUAUCAGCAUGGAUAUUAGCAGUUUGUCACAUUGCUUACGAAGUCUCAAAGCAUGCUUCCUCAGAGCCACCAGCACUGCAUCCUGCUCUCCUUGCAGAAAACACUAGAUGUUUCCUAUUCCUUGUGAAUCACACCUUAAGGCCAAAAAUGAGCAGGCAGAAAAAGAUUACUGCUCUCAAGAGCCAAAUAAAUCAUGGUCUCUGUACUGGACAAUAAUUUUGGUGAGUUGUUUCGUCCAGAGAUGGAGAUGGAAGGCUGGGCUGGGUGUCUGCUGAUAAUUCUAAACAGCAGCUCUUAGAAGGACUCACCCCCUACAGCUUCAGAUGUAAGCAAAUAACUGGCCUUGGGGAUGUCCUGGUGUGCCCACAACCUCAAAGCCCUCAGAAGAACCAAAAAGCCUGCCACAAAAACCCAGCCAUUUCACAGAGUGCCCAAAAGAGAGCUGGACUCAAGAGCUGAAGGAAACCUGUUUCUAAACAAUCACAGCAAAGCCCUGCGGGACUGACACGUCCAGCAAGCUGUUUCAGAGCUCCACCCAGUGGUCACCAGGUGGCUCAGACAGCCCUCGACUGACCCUAGGUCAAGUUACUUCAGCCUCUGACUUUUGGCUUUUGCCUGCGUGUACAGCUGUCCUCCUAGCUGCAGAAGGAGAUGUUCUGAGAUGUCUGGGAAGCCCAUAUAAUCCUGCAGCACAAAACAUCCAAGUACAUCAAAAUGGCACAACUUGCUUAAGUUGAACCAUACUCUGCACUGAAGAGAUCAAAACUGCACGCCCUCACUGCACUGCAGGUUGAUAUACCCUGGACUAACACAGCAAGUGCUUCCAUGCCUAACUGCUAUUUCUGACUGAUUUGUCACUUUAAUCUCUGUACUUUUUUGCACAAAGGAGUCAAGUUCGGGCAAAUCAUAAAAGCAAGUGACAAAGGACUACAUUGCUUAUGAGAACUGGCUGAAUCACUUAAUUACUUGUAUCAAGUAAUUAUUCUUUCAUGUUUGGAUCCCCAGAGAAACUUAAGAAACUGCUUCAUCCUCUCCCAAAACCUUUUGAGUCUCCUACCAACUGUACUUAUUGGGGAGGGAUCUUUAGAAAUGUCAGGUUCCUUUCCUGUUUGCUCACAUUUGCUCACUAGAUGUAGGAGCUCCAAAUGAGCUUCCCUUCACAGAACAGACAAAAGCCACACAGCAUUCUACACCUGCGCACACAAGUGGUAGUAGUAGUGGUGAGGUGGAAAGAGCUUGAAGAGCAAGGGGAAGAAGACUCAAGGAAGCAAAUCUUACAAAUUCUGCUGCUAGUGGCACAUUUGGUGAGAAUACUUGAAAAGCAAGAUACUGGCAAGGAGGAGGGGCACGGCAGCAGCAGUUCAGAGAAUGUAUCUUCUACCAGUCUACCCCAACAGUGACUUCUAUUUCAGAAUUUCAGACAGAGGAUGUGAUAGGGACCACUCUCACACACACAAAAUGUAUGCUUCACAUCUGAAAGACUCCUAUUAUUUAACCUUUCAGCUAGAAUCUCCACUUGUCCAGCCAGGUAAGCCCCAGAAUCCCCUCGUCAUUUUAUCUCUGCCUGCACUCUAUGAUUUCUGACACCAGCAGUCUCCCUCCAUCCCUAUCUCAUGCAUUCUCAUUAUUCCACACUUCAUCUUUCUCUACAAUAAGCACUUUUUAGAGACCUGGUAGCAAGGCUGUCUAUCAGGCUGACAUUCCAUUCUGCUACAGAGUUUCCACGCAAAUUUCUAGAUCUGCAUCUGUUACCUUACUAUCAUAACCUUCACAUGCAGUUCUGUCUCUGGUUAAGCUGGCAUAACAGAAAUUUGAAGCAGCAUUAAGAAGUUAUGCUUUAGUUAAAAGGUGAACAACAAUAAAAAUUCUUCAUGGGGCUGCAUGGCACUACAAUGACUCUGCCUGCAGAGGCCUAAUGCUUACUGGUGUGACUGGAAUCUGUUGGUCAGCUCCCAAGAGCAGCCUCAAAAACACUCGGUUCCACCAAGCUGCAUGCAGAGCAGAUGCACAUGAUUGUAGUGACACUUAAAUAAGUAUUUAAUAAAUAAUACAAUGCAUGGAAUGACAAAGAUGUUAGUAUACCUUAUCAGUGUGUUUGGAAUUAGCCUCCCCAAGAGAAGUCAAAAGAUAAAAGCUGCUUAUCUGGGCAUGACACUUGGCAUCUCUAGAUAGAAAUAUAGAUAGUAGUAGUAUGAAUCAUAAAGAAUAAUCCCCAUGAAGUGAAGGAGUUGGAUUCUUCUGUUUUUCCCUACUUAUGUUUCAGAACACUGCUUUGAAAAAUACUUCCACAACAAUGUCAAAAGUCAAGGAAACUCCAUUUCUUACUCCUGUUUUCAUGUUUUAUGUUCAGAAGAAUAAAAUAACCCAACUUUUCUGAAUCAAGGAUUCAAUCUCUAAAGAGUUAAAUCUCUGCAACAACUGCAAAAUGUUCCACAACAACAAAGCUGCAGAAAAAAAAACAGGAUUCCAGCACCUCCAGAGGAUUUCACAUCGAAUUUAAAAACUUCACCUUGAACAAUAAUACAAAGUCUCAGAUUUCCUUAAACACCAUGCUAGGCACAGACUCAAAGAGCUUUCUACUUGUUUGCUCUGCAAUGAACUCCUCAUGCUCUGACCACCUGAUAUCCUUGUCAAAGGCAACCACACUGAGGCCUUUUUUAGGCACACCUCUCAGUGGCUCCUGAGGAGCAUCUGGCACAUGAGUGAUUCACAAGGAAUUCCAACGUCAGAGUUCUUCUGUACCCAGGGGCCUGCUGCCAGGGCUCUAGGAAGGAGUGAGCAGCAGGCUUUGAGCAGUCUGCUGAGGCCAAAACACACGCACACACACACCUGGACAUCUCUGUCACUGUCACUGCCUGCCUCAGAACCAUUCCAAUGGCUUUUUCUCUCAGAUGCAUGCUGUGUGAAGAUUUGACAAACAGCUCACAGGGUCAGAAAGGCAGGCCAGAUCUUCAGGCUUCUUAGCUCUAGGAACUGCAACUUGAGAUAUGGGAGUAAAUUAGUGAGCGUGUGCUGCCUGUGAGCAGCUGAUCCAGAUAAAAAGAACCAAAGACUUUCCCUCUUCAGUUUUGGAAUAAAAAUUAUCCAGCUCCAGAAUAUUUAGUGUUGAUACUUCUAGUGACAAAGAGUAAUAAAACCAUCCAGAGAAAGACCACACCUCACACUCUGAAAUAAAAUAAUAUAUUAAUGAAUGAGCUGUCAAAAAAGCGUUUAUGUAAAAGGAUGUUCUAUUUACAAAGGUCAACCUGCUCUUUAGGACAAGUAAAACCACUACUGGAAAAAAUAUACACAUAGAAAUGCCUCAUCUUUCAACAGACAGUUACAAAUAAUCCGCUUUGUUUAAGCUACUGGAAACUUUAAGACAUUUGAAAUUAAAAGUGUGUUCUGCAUGCAGUUAGGAUAGAAUUGGACCUCAGUGUGUCAAUACAUGUCAUUGCCAAUGACACACUCUUAGGAUCUUCUAAAACACCACAGCCUGGCUGUUACCUUAGCAACUCAAAAGGACAUAGAUCUUCAUUAACAAGUUAUCGUUUGAUCUUCAUUUUGCCAUUAAAAAAAGGAUAUCCUGAUUGUCUCAGCAGGAGUCUGGUCUUGUCAAACUCGGCAUCCUUUUCCCUGAGUUUUCUUUAGCUUUUUUGCUAGGCAUGAUCAUCACCAGCUUGGCGUAUUUACAAGUCCUUGGUCACACUCUUCC